AUGCCCAUUGAAUGUGCUGAGGUGUUCUCCAGAUCACCUGCGGGAGGGUUACCUGGCUCUGGUCUUUUUGGCCCAAAAAAUGACUUGGAAGAUUAUGAUGCUGAUUCUGAUUUUGAGGUUCUGAUGAAAACUGCUCAUGGUCAUCUAGUUCCUGACCGAACAGAAAGAGAAAAAGAUGCCACAAAACCAGAGCUGAAUAACCAUAAAGAUUAUGUUCAAGAAAAGCCCUCACGUCUUAAACAAAGAUUUAUGCUCAGGAGGACAAAGCCAGAUUAUAGCAUGAGUCACUCUGCACGGCUUACUGAGGAUGUGCUAGCAGAUGAUAGGGAUGACUAUGAUUAUUUGAUGCAAACUUCCACGUACUAUUACUCUGUGAGAAUAUUUCCUGGUCAAGAACCUGCUAAUGUCUGGGUGGGCUGGAUUACAUCAGACUUUCACCAGUAUGACACAAGCUUUGACUUGGACAGAGUGCGUACCGUCACAGUUACCCUGGGAGACGAAAAAGGGAAGGUUCAUGAGAGUAUAAAACGCAGCAACUGCUAUAUGGUGUGCGCAGGAGAGAGCCUGAGCCCUGGACAAGGACGUAAUAAUAAUGGUCUGGAGAUUGGCUGCUUGGUUGAUGCUGCCAGUGGCCUGCUGACCUUCACAGCUAAUGGCAAGGAGCUGGGCACGUACUAUCAGGUUGAACCAAGUACAAAGUUGUUUCCUGCUGUAUUUGCUCAAGCUACAAGCCCCAAUGUUUUUCAAUUUGAAUUGGGAAGAAUAAAGUUUCUGACUCAUGUACUUUGGAGCAGAGUGCCAAACCACUUCUUGAAGGUGGAUGUGUCUCGGAUCAGUGAACGUCAAGGCUGGAUGAUACAGUGCCUGAAUCCUUUGCAGUUCAUGGCCCUCCAUAUUCCUGAGGAAAACAGGUUGAUAACAAUUGAUAUUUUAGAGCUGACAGAACAAGAGGAAUUGCUGAAAUUUCACUACCACACCCUCCGAUUGUAUUCAGCCGUUUGUGCUUUAGGCAACAACCGAGUGGCCCAUGCUCUGUGCAGCCAUGUGGAUGAGUCUCAGCUCCUCUAUGCCAUUGAGAAUAAAUAUAUGCCAGGAUUAUUACGUGCAGGAUAUUACGACUUACUCAUUGACAUCCAUCUCAAUACCUAUGCAACUGCCAGGCUGAUGAUGAAUAAUGAAUUUAUAGUUCCAAUGACAGAUGAGACCAAGAGUAUUACUUUGUUUCCUGAUGAAAACAAAAAACACGGCCUUCCCGGUAUAGGACUCAGCACUUCAUUAAGGCCAAGAAUGCAGUUUUCCUCUCCGAGUUUUGUAAGCAUUAGCAGUGAAUGCUUUCAGUUCAGUCCUGAAUUCCCUCUGGAAAUUUUGAAGGCCAAAACCAUAGAGAUGCUGACUGAAGCUGUCCAGGAGGGAAGCCUCCACGUCAGAGAUCCAGUUGGAGGUUCUACAGAAUUUCUGUUUGUUCCUCUCAUCAAGCUCUUUUAUACCCUCCUAAUUAUGGGAAUCUUCCACAAUGAGGAUCUGAAACACAUCUUGCAGUUGAUUGAGCCCCGAGUUUUCAAAGAAGCAAUGAGCCAGGAGGAUGAAAUUGAUUUCUCAGAGAAGGAGUUCAAUUCAGAUGAGCUCAAAUCAGAAGAAGGAGAAGAAGAAACCAGAGGGGAGCAAAUGCCAAAGGAAGGACUCCUUCAGAUGAAACUUCCAGAACCUGUUAAAUUACAGAUGUGUCACCUACUCCAGUACCUGUGUGACUGCCAAGUGCGGCACCGAAUAGAAGCCAUCGUCGCGUUUUCUGAUGAUUUCGUGGCCAAGCUCCAAGAGAAUCAGCGCUUUCGGUACAAUGAAGUGAUGCAGGCCUUGAACAUGUCUGCUGCUCUGACAGCUAGGAAAACAAAAGAGUUUCGAUCCCCUCCUCAAGAGCAGAUUAACAUGCUGCUGAACUUCAAAGAUGAUAAAAAUGAUUGUCCUUGCCCUGAAGAAAUUCGGGAUCAACUCUUGGAUUUCCAUGAAGACCUAAUGACACACUGUGGAAUUGAAUUAGAUGAAGAUGGAACCUUGGAUGGCAAUAGUGAUUCAACCAUUAGGGGUCGCCUCCUAUACCUCAUGGAAAAAGUUACAUAUCUGAAGAAGAAACAAGAUGAGAAGACAGUUGAUGAGGAGGAUAAGACAUCCUCUACUCUCCAGCAGCUGAUUUCAGACACGAUGGUGCGUUGGGCCCAGGAGUCAGUGAUAGAAGACCCAGAGUUAGUGAGGGCCAUGUUUGUGCUGCUGCAUCGCCAGUAUGAUGGUAUUGGUGGUCUGGUUCGAGCCCUGCCAAAGACCUACACCAUAAAUAGCGUGUCUGUGGAAGACACCAUCAAUCUUCUGGCAUCCCUUGGCCAAAUCCGUUCCUUGCUUAGUGUCAGAAUGGGGAAGGAAGAGGAGAAGCUUAUGAUUCGUGGAUUAGGAGACAUCAUGAAUAAUAAAGUAUUUUACCAACAUCCAAAUCUCAUGAGAGCUUUAGGCAUGCAUGAAACUGUAAUGGAAGUGAUGGUGAAUGUGCUUGGUGGAGGAGAAUCCAAGGAAAUCACUUUCCCAAAGAUGGUGGCAAAUUGCUGUCGUUUUCUAUGUUAUUUUUGCCGCAUCAGCAGGCAGAAUCAAAAAGCUAUGUUUGAUCAUCUUAGCUAUUUAUUGGAAAACAGCAGUGUUGGCCUUGCCUCUCCUUCUAUGCGAGGGUCAACUCCUUUAGAUGUUGCUGCAGCGUCUGUAAUGGAUAACAAUGAACUUGCUCUGGCUUUAAGGGAGCCUGACCUGGAGAAGGUGGUUCGCUACUUGGCUGGAUGUGGGUUGCAGAGUUGUCCUUUGUUGAUUUGUAAAGGCUACCCGGACAUUGGAUGGAAUCCAGUUGAAGGAGAACGAUAUUUGGAUUUUCUUCGUUUUGCUGUUUUUUGCAAUGGAGAGAGUGUGGAGGAAAAUGCUAAUGUUGUAGUCAGACUGCUUAUUCGCCGACCUGAGUGUUUUGGUCCUGCUCUAAGAGGAGAAGGAGGCAAUGGGUUGCUUGCAGCCAUGGAGGAGGCAAUACAAAUAUCAGAAGAUCGAACAAGAGAUGGACCUUCCCCAAGUAAUGGAUCUAGUAAAACCCUUGAAAUAGAAGAACAAGAAGAUGACACUAUUCACAUGGGAAAUGCAAUAAUGACCUUUUAUGCUGCCUUGAUUGAUCUCUUAGGACGUUGUGCCCCUGAAAUGCAUCUAAUUCAUGCUGGUAAAGGGGAAGCCAUUAGAAUCAGAUCAAUUCUACGGUCUUUGAUUCCACUUGAAGAUUUGGUGGGAGUAAUCAGUAUUGCUUUCCACAUGCCAACCAUAGCAAAAGAUGGUACUGUGGUGGAACCUGACAUGUCUGCGGGGUUUUGCCCAGAUCACAAGGCAGCCAUGGUUUUGUUCCUUGACAGGGUCUAUGGAAUUGAAGACCAGGAUUUUCUUCUGCACCUUCUUGAAGUUGGCUUUUUGCCAGACCUUCGUGCUGCUGCCUCAUUAGAUACGGCUGCUUUGAGUGCUACAGAUAUGGCUUUGGCUCUGAAUCGAUACCUUUGCACAGCAGUGUUGCCUCUCUUGACCAGAUGUGCUCCCCUGUUUGCUGGCACGGAGCACCAUGCCUCCCUCAUCGAUUCCUUGUUACACACUGUGUACAGACUCUCAAAGGGAUGCUCUCUUACCAAAGCUCAGCGAGAUUCCAUUGAAGAAUGUUUGCUGUCCAUCUGCGGGCAGUUGCGGCCUUCCAUGAUGCAGCACUUGCUGAGGAGAUUAGUAUUUGAUGUACCUCUGUUAAAUGAACAUGCAAAGAUGCCUCUCAAGUUACUGACAAAUCAUUAUGAAAGAUGCUGGAAGUAUUAUUGUUUGCCAAGUGGAUGGGGUAACUUUGGUGCUGCCUCAGAAGAAGAACUUCAUUUAUCCAGAAAGUUGUUCUGGGGUAUUUUUGAUGCUUUAUCUCAAAAGAAGUAUGAACAAGAACUCUUCAAAUUGGCUUUGCCUUGUCUGAGCGCAGUUGCAGGGGCCUUACCUCCCGACUAUAUGGAAUCAAAUUAUGUCAAUAUGAUGGAAAAGCAGUCUUCAAUGGAUUCAGAUGGGAACUUUAAUCCUCAGCCUGUUGAUACCUCAAACAUUACAAUCCCUGAAAAGCUAGAAUAUUUUAUUAACAAAUAUGCAGAACAUGCUCAUGACAAAUGGUCAAUGGAAAAGUUUGCCAAUGGAUGGACCUAUGGUGAAACAUUUUCUGAAUCUGCAAAAGUGCAACCAUUAAUGAAACAAUAUAAGUUACUGUCUGAGAAGGAGAAAGAAAUUUAUCGAUGGCCAAUCAAAGAAUCACUCAAAACCAUGCUGGCAUGGGGAUGGCGAAUUGAAAGAACACGGGAAGGAGAUUCCAUGGCGCUGUAUAAUCGGACGCGUCGCAUAUCUCAGACCAGUCAAAUCUCUGUAGAUACAGCCCAUGGUUACACUCCUCGAGCAAUUGACAUGAGCAAUGUCACCCUCUCCAGAGACUUACAUGCUAUGGCUGAGAUGAUGGCUGAAAACUACCAUAACAUAUGGGCAAAGAAAAAGAAACUGGAGCUUGAAGCAAAAGUAGGAGGAGGCAACCAUCCCCUUCUUGUCCCUUAUGAUACACUCACAGCCAAAGAAAAAGCCAAGGACAGAGAAAAAGCACAGGAUAUUCUGAAAUUUCUACAGAUUAAUGGAUAUGUUGUCUCCAGUGACCGUUCAGGUCUCUGCACCCCCGUGCAAAAUGGCUUUGGGGAAGAUAGAAACAUUGGCCCCAUAGCACGCAUGUGGCACUCAGGCCCACUUCAGCUGCUGGUGCAGGAGCCCUCACUCAUCUUACUGACCGUCACUGCUCCUUCACAUUAG
Molecule: messenger RNA, 4875 nt
Organism: Haemorhous mexicanus (house finch)
Lineage: Eukaryota; Metazoa; Chordata; Aves; Passeriformes; Fringillidae
Product: ryanodine receptor 2-like
Exons: 30
Coding region: 1-4875 (1624 amino acids)
Biological process (GO): calcium ion transmembrane transport
Cellular component (GO): sarcoplasmic reticulum membrane; calcium channel complex; sarcolemma
Molecular function (GO): ryanodine-sensitive calcium-release channel activity; protein binding
Source: RefSeq, a predicted model, not a curated record